This is a messenger RNA of Jaculus jaculus (lesser Egyptian jerboa), 8849 nucleotides long. RefSeq names its product calneuron 1 (gene Caln1). The transcript has 6 exons. Gene Ontology annotation, molecular function: calcium ion binding. The record is from RefSeq and is a predicted model, not a curated record. Lineage: Eukaryota; Metazoa; Chordata; Mammalia; Rodentia; Dipodidae. Bases 439 to 1098 code for a protein of 219 amino acids.
ACUGGGCUCCCGGGCGCUGCGAGGCAGCCGCGCACAUGGGCUGAGCCGGCGCGGCCGGCGGGAGCGGGAGGGGUAGAGGAGAGCUCAGUGCAGGGGUGCGGGGCGCACGUUCCCCCAGCCGGGAGCAGAGGACAAGGACAGAGAGGGAGGGAUAGAGCUCAGCUUAGCCCAGAUCAGGGGACUCAGCGCUGCCGGUGCCUGGCUCCGGUGCGCGCGCCUUGGGCAGCGGCCUUCCCUCUGCCCCCCAAAACCCCGCCCGCCCGCCGGUGGGGAUCAGAGAGGGAGGAUGCUGGAGUGGGGACCCGGCUGCCGGCUGGGAGCCUGAGUACCCAGGCGGAGAUCUCCGAUCGAUCUGCACUGCCCCCUCCCUGCGGGCUUCGGAGGAGGUGCCUGGGCAGUCCGGCUGCUGUGGGGCUCCGGCCCCAAGAGAGGGAAAAGAUGCCGUUCCACCAUGUAACCGCUGGCUUGUUGUACAAGGGAAAUUACCUCAACCGAUCACUGUCUGCAGGCAGCGACAGCGAACAGCUGGCUAAUAUCUCCGUGGAGGAGCUGGAUGAAAUCCGAGAGGCCUUCCGUGUUCUGGACAGAGAUGGGAAUGGCUUCAUCUCCAAGCAGGAGCUGGGCAUGGCCAUGCGCUCUUUGGGAUACAUGCCAAGUGAGGUAGAGCUGGCCAUCAUUAUGCAACGUCUGGACAUGGAUGGGGAUGGCCAGGUGGAUUUUGAUGAAUUCAUGACAAUUCUUGGACCCAAGCUGGUGUCUUCAGAAGGUCGUGAUGGUUUUCUCGGAAGCACAAUAGAUAGCAUAUUCUGGCAGUUUGACAUGCAGAGGAUAACCCUGGAGGAACUGAAGCACAUCCUGUACCAUGCCUUCCGAGAUCACCUGACCAUGAAGGACAUUGAGAACAUCAUCAUCAAUGAGGAGGAGAGUCUGAACGAGACCUCGGGGAACUGCCAAACGGAGUUUGAAGGAGUGCAUUCCCAGAAGCAGAACCGACAGACCUGCGUGAGGAAGAGCCUCAUAUGCGCCUUCGCCAUGGCCUUCAUCAUCAGUGUCAUGCUGAUCGCAGCCAAUCAGAUCCUGCGGAGUGGCAUGGAGUAGCAGCCUCCGCCAGCCACGCUGCGUCACCAGCUCACCACGCAUGUGCACGCCCCGCGGCCGGACUCUGUUCCUCCACACAGGAGACCUGGACCUAUGGAUGCACGGAGACGAUGGAACCGUUUGGUCAAGAACCCAAGUUUGCAGGGCAACCGGGCUUGCAGAUCAACUUAACUCUCCUUGGCAGGGACACAAAAGGGCUGUCUUCCACGCUUUAAUGGUUUUCUUCCCCAAUGCAAUAAAUAGCCAGGGGUUCUCAGUUAUUGCUUCAACCGCCAGUAGUAACUCUGAAGAAAAAAGCAAACAAACAAACCUGCAUUUUUUUUUUUCAUCUUGGAAUUCCAGAGGCCACCCAGGUAUAAGGGUGGCACUGGAGAGAAAAGAGAGACUUGAGCAAUAGUCACCCUCAUCCAUGCCUCCAAUUCUUUUGACCCAGGAGGGGAGGGGGUCCACAGAAGACUCUCUGCUGAGGUCAACCCUUAGAUUCAAGAGGUUGGCCUCGGGGAUGUUUCAGAAAAGGAGUCCCUCCAUCUCACCCUGGCUUCCUUCCUUCACCCAAUGGAGACCCUCCCCCAAGGCACGAGGGGAAAGCCAUUAUAAGCGGGGUGCAGCCCCUUGAAGUCAACCUCUGCACCUGCGUCGCUUCCGUUCUUAAUUGCCUUUUCUGUAGGACUCCUGUUGGUAGAGUUGGGGUGCUCUCGGUUGGUUCCUGUGGCAGUUGGCUUUCUGUUUCUAAAGCCCCAUCCUGCACCAGCAUUUUGGAAUCUGCAGAGAGAGCCUGGCUCCAAGCUUUCUUGCCUAUGCCACCAUUAGAGGAAAAAGAGAGAGAGAGAGAAAGAACCAUCAUUGUAGGCAUCUCUAUAACCCAGGCACAUAGUCCUAUAGACUUGAAGCCUUCCUUCCCUAAUUGCUUACUCUGGACAUGAACUUGUCUUCCAUCCCACACUCAAAGGAGCAGGGAGUUGAGGUAAUUGGGUUCAGGGGAGGGACUGAGCCUAGUGGUGAGGAGACAUUGUCAUCCAACAUGACAAAGGAUGUCUGGAGUAAGCUUCCCUCCAGGUCACCAUAGUAAAACAACAUCUGCAAGUUAAGAUUCAUGUGCACCUAACCCUCCCCUUCAUCUUGGAGUUCACGUGGUCAGUCUUCCCCAGUUCAAAGAGAAUUUGAAUCUGAAGCAGAAAGAUGGAAAGAUCAAACUGCUAUGUUUUGUUUAAUAUCUUCGUGGCAUUCAGAUUCUGCCAGUGACUCAUAAAAAAACACAACUAAUGAUCUUAGCCAAUGUAACAGAUAAUUCACCCCUGCCUGCAGAACACUUCUGCUGGGGAAGAGAAAUGAAUGCAAUGAUCUGUUUUCAGUACCAACAUUUUCAUUUCUUGAGUUUCCCUAUUUAUUUUUCUUAUUAGCCACCUUUGUUAAUUCAAGCUUGCACUGUCACAAUUAGCCAAUUACCUCUAGCUGUGUGCUAACUCCCUUUGUAUGUGUCUGAGCCCUGCUCUGGAAUCAUCUUGCUCCCAUUUCUUCAUUCUAAAGUUCCAUGCAUCUCGCCCUCCCUCUGCCCCCUUUCCUCCCACAGCUCCGAGGCACCCGGAUCUGUCCUUCCUCAGCACAGCUAAGUGGGGUUCUGCUUUUUGGUAUGCUGUGUGUUCCUGAGCCCUUCCUCUAGCCUACACCCUCUCCACUUUCUCCUUACUGCCUUCUUACACGUGGAGCACACGAGCUCUCCACGUAGGGUCUUCCUCCAAGUCACCUCUGCAAGCACUCCCUGCAAUAGCGUCGGGCAGCUGUGGAAACGUUCCCACUGUAGGAGAGUGUGAAUAUUUAUGGAAGAGCACAAGUCCAACAAGGUUUGAGCCAUAGUAUACAGAAGAAGAAAAAAGCAGUCAGAGCUCCCAAGAGCCCAAGGGGUGGAGUGUCACUCCAUCCAAGUGCCUGGAUCCUGGACCAUCCAGGCAGCAGCCUGCCUUUCCCCGCCUCCUUCCCUGCCCUGCCACCUUGACCUCUGUGUAUCUUGUCCUUGGUGUUUCUUUCCUGGGCUGAGUCAUGAUAGUCCCCUUAGGAUCAGAAUCCCAAGUAGGACAGACACGGAUGCUGAAUAUGGAUAUAUCAGGUGACUUUCCUCUGAGUUUCUUGUCAGGGUGACUGUCUUCUCCCAGCUGUUAUUGUGUGUGAGAGGACUCGGCACAGCUUGAGGAGACAUACUUCCCCAUCUCUUGCUGAUCCUUGAACUCCAAACCAUAUUCUACCAUGGGGGACAGGGAGCCAGACCUUGGUAGACUGGCCAGAAGCUGAGGGAUGAGCCUUCAGGGACCUCUCCCCUGAGAGAACGGGUGCAGCUGAGAGCCGGAGCUCAGGGAAGAACAUAAAGACGUCUUCAGAGGCCACUUUUCUGCAAGACUUUCAGCCUCCCACUGAAGAAGGCUGACCCCCGGCAGAUCCAAGGAUUAGAUUCCUUCAGCACUGAGAUGAAUCUCCAUGCAGGGGAGGCUUUAAAAAAAAUCCUUUGCUUUAAAAAUAAUAAUAAUAAUAAAAAGAUCCCUUCCUCUCUCCCAGUGACUUGGAAGGCAACCAAGAGAAAGCUAUCUCAUGGAUGUGUCCAGAGAGAGUGAGCAGAAAGGAAGCCACACAAUCCCCCUUAAUGGCCCAGAAGUUAACCUCCUACCACGUCAUCCCAUAUGUGGCAUCCAGGGACUUGCAGGCGGCCUGAGUGAGAGGCCUCCCUUCGGACUUUGCAGGCUGAGGGUUUGUCCCAGUGAUUUACAUCCUAGCUAUUUGCUUGGAUAAUGUGUCUCAGCUAUGGCUAGGGUGUUGGAUGUUCUCUGUCAGGCAGUCCUCAUCCUAGUCCCCCUCACCUAUCAGUUUAGGGCUCCCCCAGGAGAGGGCCUCGUCAAUCCCAGGGAGGGCCACGUGGCUGCACCUGGAGGUAACCUGGCUGGGAGAGGAAGGGACUCGCCUUCACCACUUGGUGACGCGAGAUGGGCCAUGGUGAACAGCUGUGGAAUGGCUGAAUGACUGACAAGCCGGCUUGGCUCGUUCAAGCUGCAAGAGCCAACUCCCCAUCCCUGCCCCUAUAGGUGAUGCUCAGGACAGCUCUGUGCUUGAGAAACAGAAGCCGAUUCUGGUCCUGAUUCCCCCACCCCACAAAAAACCCCACCUCCUACUGCCCCAGAUGUAAACCAAGCCCCCAACCAGGACCCCACGCUAGAACUAUUAGUGCUGGCUUCCAGAAUGUGUGCGGGUCCCACGUGACCCAUCUGUCAGGUUUUUUUUUUUUUUUUUUUUAAGGUAGGGGGAUGUUACCAUGGGUACCAUUGCAUUCCACCCUGAGAUUUUUGCCAAGUCACACAGAAAUAGAGAACAUUUUCUUAAAAGAACACUCCAGGUUCUGCUUGCUGGCAACCUGCCACCCAGAUUCCAUACCCUACUGGGAGAGCAAGUUAACCUCCCUAGAUUCUGCCUGGUUUCUCAAGCUUUUCCUCUUGUGUUUGAACUUGUCCUUCCAUUGACUCAGGAGUAAAGGAGCUACCCAUAAGCCCUAGGGGUGUAGCCUCCCCACCUAUCCCCUCUAGCUAACCUCCCAGAAAAAGAACCCCUACAUCUAGACAAAAAGGCAAUAUACAGUAUUUGGAAGGGGUGGGGGAGGCACAUAUUUUAGGCCAGCAAUCAUUAAAAAGCAUGUAUUUGCCCAUUGGGAUACUCUACUGCAAGCCAGAAACGUGAGCUGAAGUGAACUGUAGUAUUUUAUGCAAUCUUAGAUAAGUCCGCUGCUUCCAGAAGUUUAUGGUUCACAUUUGCAGCAACCAAGGUAUGUUCUAGGUAUCUUCUUUCUCCGUACCAGCUCCCAUCUCAAAUUUCAAACGACGAAUGGUCUACUAUUUUGUGGUUACCCAAAAGAACAAAAUGACAAAAAGAAAGGCAGCUUAUUUUGACAAGAAUCUUCCUCCCAGCCUCCCAUCCGCUGGAUCAUAAAGUAUCCAAGAACUGGGAGAGAAAGUUAGCUUUUUUCCCCCCAAGUUCCUCCUAUUGGAUGGAAAUCCAGACACGGGUCAUAAAUCAAAGAGGAUUUUGCACAAUUGCUUUUAAGCUGGAAGCCAGCCGUCUCUCUGGGACUCCAUGAAGGCACAGCCAGAAGAUGAAGGAAUGACCAUUGGGGACAUUUUUCUGGGUGGAGCUGGCCUAGCCACAUGUGGCUGCAUGUCACGUGGGACACUUUCCCCUGGACUCUUGAUGGCUACCUUUGUGAAAACUGCAAAUUCCUGCUACUCUGGAGACCUCAAAGUGUACCGGGUCAUUUUACUGCAAGGUGUCCCCCAAGGCUCACAGUCAUUAUCACCAUGCUGGUCCCUGGGAUGCAGAAAGAGAGAGAGAGGUGAACCCUUGUGCUAGUGGGGCCCUGAUUUUUCUAUAAUACAGAUGAACUGAGAUGAGAUGUUUAGACGUUGACAUAUACCGGUUCCGUAGCCAGGAGGACAACAGACCUGCGCUUCUUGUAGAACUUGUGUCCCAAACAACCUCCAAUCUGAACAUUUUUAUUGGCCUCUUCGGUGGAACCUCAUAGGGCUGAGAGUCCCUAAACUCACAGGCCCUGCUAAAAGCCAUCCUCCCUCAUCACUGACUCCUUGACACCCCCCCCCCCCCCCGAAGGGGGAAAGCUAUCUGAAAUACAAGAGAAUCACUACACAGAAGCUAGUAGUUUUUUCAACUUGAACUAUUGAUAGUGAUGACCGCAUACAGCAUAGAGAAGGAUUUGGGCUGUGUCAAACAGCCCCUGUCUCCAGGAUAAUGUAAGUGUCAUAACUGUUCAGGAUCACUUCUUCUUUAUUUUGACUAAGUCACUCAGGGGACUGUCCUCAGCGACGUGGCCUUGCCACACACAGUUGGCGUGGAGGGAUGAGGUCAGGCAUACAUACCAGCCAGCCAGCUAAGCACUUCUCUUCGCCUCCAGCACGGUCAUUUCAAAAGCAGUGAUUUCUACUUAACAUGGGUCUUGACUUGCAUUAUUACCACAGACUCGGGCGUUUCCUGAUGUGGGAGCGCACCCCUGUGAUCUCAGCACUUGGGAAGCCGAGGCAGGAGGAUUGACAGUUCAAGUUCUGCCUGGACGCUAGAGAAAAAUUUAAGGCUACAUAAUAAGUUCCAGGCAAGCCUGGGCUACAUGGUGAGUUUAAGGCUAUCCUGAGCUAACAUAGUGGGUCUCAAAAAAAGAAUCAGUUUUUUUUUUUUUCUUUCCAGUUGCAUGAAAACAAAGCCCUGUACCUGGAAGUGACUUGCCAAGUCACUACUGGGUAGUUCCUCAGUUACAGACAUCUGAUGUGAUGGGCAUAGUCUCACCCAGUUCUUUUCCUCAAGUGCGGUGACUUGUCUGUCAGGCAGUGCUCCCUGCACUGACGGGAGUUAUCUAAGGCAGGCACGAUGGUGCGGUGCCACUCUUGUUACCCAGCACUCGGGAGGUGGAAGCCGGAGGAUGAGGAGUUCAAGGUCAUCAGCUACAUAGCAAGUUGGAGAUCAGCCUAGGCUACGUGAGAUGCUAUUUUAAAAUAAAAGCAAAACAAAAGUUAUUGCCCAAGUGGCAAAGGGGCAGGGGCUGGAUUUUCCCAGAAAGGUAGGGCAGGCUACGUAGGAAGGAAGAUUUCAGGGAAUGCAACGUUCAACUGGGGAGGGUGAUGCUUGAGAGAAAUGACGUUUUUAACAGGUUGGCAGAGGCUACCCUCAGAACACGUUCCCUGUGUACCUGUCCUACUUCAGGGGCACCCAGGGGAUGGGAUGCCCGUCAAGCUGGUCUCCGAAACAUGCGCCGUGAAUUUCAAGAGGAACCUGGCAGCUUGUCUUUCUUGGGCAGAUUCUGACACUUGCUGAGCCCACAGCACCUUGCCCAGGGCUCUGAGACCUGCUGACCAGUGACCAAGAAACAAGAGGAGAGAAACUACAGGGUAGUAGUCCAUGCUUUUACCCGGGAAGAGGGACCCUUCCUGCCAGGAGCCAGGCUCAUAGAGCGUGCUUCAUGAUGACAUGUGGCUUGAUGCAGACUUCAGCCGUGGACAGGGCCUCCGUGUCCUGCAGGACUGGACAGCCCGCUGGCUGAUGCUCGUCUCGAGAGCUGUGUGAAAGCCUCCUUCCGGCAUCCAUCGUCUGUAAACAGAUCGACACCCUCUGGUUCCCGUCAAGCAUGUCACAUGUCACACAGGCAAGAGGUUUUGUUUGUUCCGGGAGGACUUGCUGAAUCAGGGGACAUUAAAGACAAGUCUUCGUGUCCUUGUCUUAGCGUGAAAAAUCAAGUGGAUUAGGUCCCCUUCUCGAUACGGGUCACGUGAAUCUCGAUUCAUGAGUAGGUGGGGUCAGACAAAGUCAGAUUCCAAGAAAAGAUGCAGUUUCCACACCAGAGAAGACCUGACAGAAAGCUCUUGAAUAAAGAACACAAUUUCCAGUCAUUUGUGCUUCCCCAACCCCCAUCAUUUUGUCCCGGCCACCAGAUCCCGUAAUUAGCCAGAAAGGAUAAAGUCACUGUCUGUGGUGAUUGUCGAGAAUUGGGUGCAGAAGCCGGGGUUGGGGAAAGUGAAUCAACUACAACUGUCCUGUCCAUGGCUAGAGACUGGUUCUGAGGACAGAUGUCUGCUGGAGCUGGGAACCCCACCCCUCUCCUCAUGGCAAGGGACCGAGGGCACGGAGGGAGCUGCGGCUGAGGCCCUUCUGCCCCGUGCCACACCAAAUCCCACGUCGGAGCCCAGCGUGGCGGUGCACGUGUAAUCCCAGCACUUGGGAGGUAGAGGUAGGGAAUUACUGCAAAUUUGAAGUUGGUCUACUUAAGCCAGUUCCAGGCCAGUAAGGGCUGUAAGUGGGAUACCCUGUCUCAAAACCAAAAGCAAGGAAACCGAGAGCCCCCCACGUUUGUGCUCUAAAUCCCCUUCACCUGAAUUAGCCCGAGGUCUUCAUUGUCUUUAUAACCAGUCUUGCCGUCCUUUUCUGGAAAGACUGAAAAGACCUUCUUGGCUGUCUUCAAGGAAAGCUAAGGAAUAAAUAGUCUUUCUUAGAGGAAUGUAAAGUUUUUUUGGCGGGGGGAGCCCCUAGAGUGGCUUCUUAGCUGGGUUGAUUUUUUUCUUCCCCAAAUUCUGAAUUCAGACAGAAGCUACUUUUCCAAGGAGUGACCAGAGGUAAUGCUUCUAGAGGGAAUUCAGACUCAGGAAGCCUGGUCCCUGGCCGUGGGUGGCCUGUCGUCUGUGGAUAGGAAUGGGACUUAACAGCGACCCCGAGGUCAUUAGACAUAAGCACAUAAGUGAAUGACUGGAAUUCAGGCACCCAAUGUGCUGGGUGUGAUUAAAGCACAGAGAAGGACUGUUAGGAGCAGGAGGACAUGGUGGCUCUCCUUUCUAGAAUGUUCCAUUCAGAUGGAAAACACAGAUUCCAACUUUCCCAUGUACCUCAUUCACAUUCUGGACCCCCCACCCUCAUUUAGUGUUAACAGGUGAUUUCUGCUAUUAUGUGGUGAGAGAGUCAGCAAGUUAGUGAAAUAAAAAUCUUUAUAUAUAAAAUUAUAAAAUGUAAAUAUUAAUAUAAAUUAACUUGGCAUGCAACUGACUGAUCAAAUGAAGCAUAUAUUAUUAUGUUAUCUUAAUGUAUAAAGGAGAACGGACUGCCAUAUUUACUAGAUGUUUUCUCUAACUAAACUUGUCUGUAAAUAUAUAAUCUUAUAAAAAAAAAGGUCAAAUUUACCAUUAUUUAUGCAAUAGAAAAAAAUAAAAGUUCUUUUUUUUUCCCCUUUU